This is a messenger RNA of Malurus melanocephalus (red-backed fairy wren), 624 nucleotides long. RefSeq names its product transcription factor CP2-like protein 1. NCBI's taxonomy places the organism in Eukaryota, Metazoa, Chordata, Aves, Passeriformes, Maluridae. Gene Ontology annotation, molecular function: DNA-binding transcription activator activity, RNA polymerase II-specific; RNA polymerase II cis-regulatory region sequence-specific DNA binding. Gene Ontology annotation, biological process: regulation of transcription by RNA polymerase II. The record is from RefSeq and is a predicted model, not a curated record. The coding region runs from base 259 to 624 and encodes 121 amino acids. The transcript has a single exon. Gene Ontology annotation, cellular component: nucleus.
UCUGGGCUGGGACAGAGGGUCUGGGGGAGCCCCAUGGAGCUCCCCGUGUCCCCCCCAUUGUGUUGACACCAAACGGUGCCCCCCCCCACACACUAUUUACUGUCAACACCCCAAACUGGUCCCAACUGGGCCAAACUGGGCCCAACCCCGCUGACAUCACCCUCCCUGUGCCUAUAAAAGUGGGGGUGGGGCCACCCACCUGUCCCCUCUCCGCUGUCACCCUCUGGUUGUGGGGUGUCCCCCCCUGCUCCCCCCACCAUGCUCUUCUGGCACGGCCAGCCCGACCACUACUGGUCCAGCCCUGGGGACAUGUACCCCCUGCCCAGUUCGGGGGUGCUCAGGUACCCCCCACCCCAAAAACCUGCCGGCUUUGGGGAAACUGAGGCACAGUUCCCACCGGUUUUUGGGGGUGUUUCCCUCAGGGACCCCCCUGUCCUGCCCUACCUGAAGCAGGAGGAGCCCAACGSCAUCUCCACAUCGCAGCCGCCUCUCCCGGCGUUCCAGUACGUUCUGUGCGCCCCGACCUCCCCGGCCGUGCGGCAYCACGAGGAGACCCUCACCUACCUCAACCAGGGUGAGUCUGGGGGCGCCGGGGGCGAGGGACCCCCACCCAGCCCCCGCUGA